AUUUGGAUGAAACGAUCACAUGGCCAGAUCUGUCUCACUACACUCAGCAAUCGUAUAUUUGCUCUGUUUUUCACCUCCUCACUGCAAAAGUAAAAUGUGUCUCUGACUCUCUCGUCCUUGGAUCUCAAAGUCCAACUGUAACUAAUUGACAACCACGUUUUUCAUUUUAUAGUUCUGAAGAAUUUCGGGGUUCACAGUUCACACCCCCGGCAAAGUUCCGUUCUUUCUUCUUCUUCUUCUUCUUUUCAUCCUGUAUUUCCAGCUGUAUGAAAAUCUUUUCCCGUCAAUAAAUGCAUCGAAUUUUCGUUCUGUCUGUCACUUUCGGAUCUGACACCCUCUACUCGGAUCUUAAUCACCCGUUCCCUACUCAAUCUCACAAUCCAAGAAUCUACUAAUGCUUUGUUUCACACUGUUUUCUCAUUAGCCUCACGCAAAAGCAAGAAUUUUUGUAGAAUGAAGAACAACCACAUGAUCAAAGUAGUUCUUGGACUAACUUCAACAACUUUGUUGGUGAUUCUCGUACUUUUCGUCUUCUUUUACCGCAAAAGAACGGCAGAAAAUGGUCGUGAAGACAUAGAAAACAUGGAUCAGAAACAGGGAGUUGAGGCACAGACGGAGGACUUGAUAAAAUUCCAUGGCGGACAGGACCUAACGAUAAGUGACAUACUGGAUGCUCCGGGGGAGGUGAUAGGAAAAUCCAACUUUGGCACGCUGUACAAGGCCUUAAUGCAGCAGAAUAGUACGUUGAGGCUGCUGAGGUUUCUGAGGCCAGUGUGCAGUGCAAGAGGUAUGGAAUUUGACGAUGUGAUUCAGCUUCUGGGGUGCGUAAGGCAUCCCAACUUGGUGCCUCUUCUGGGAUUCUACGCAGGGCCGAGGGGAGAGAAGCUUCUUGUUCACCCCUUUUACAGGCGCGGCAAUUUGGCAGAAUUCAUUCGAGAUGGAAAUGGUGAAUCUCAAACAUGGGCCAUUAUUUAUAGCAUCUCAUUUGGAAUAUCCAAGGGAUUGGAACAUCUCCAUACAGGAUUUCAGAAGCCCAUAAUCCAUGGAAACCUCAAGUCAAAAAACGUACUUUUGGAUCGCAAUUACCAUCCUUACAUCUCUGACUUCGGCCUUCAUCUUCUGUUGAAUGCUACUGCUAGCCAAGAAAUGCUUGAAGCUUCAGCAGCUGAGGGUUACAAGGCUCCAGAGCUGAUCAAAAUGAAAGAUGCGAGCGAAGAGACUGAUAUAUACAGCCUUGGGGUGAUCUUACUUGAACUAAUUUCAGGGAGGGAGCCUAUCAAUGAGAACCCAACUCCUGAUGAGGAUUUUUAUCUGCCCAACUUCAUGAGGAAUGCUGUCCUUGGACAUAGGAUUGGAGACUUAUUUCGUCCUGAAAUACUUCUCAGCAGCGACAAUGGGGAUCGAAGCCGGGUUGCUGAAGAACGCAUUCUCAAACUCUUUCAGCUUGCUAUGGCUUGUUGUUCUCCUUCUCCUUCUCUCCGGCCCAAUAUUAAGCAAGUUCUCUGGAAGCUUGAAGAUAUUGGAAAAUAAGAAGUUAGCUGUUUAGCAGAGAAUCAAACUAGGUACCCCUGGUAGGUCAAUGCAAAGGUUGAUUUUGGGAUGCAUGUUGAGAUGUCAAUUUCUCCAAAAUCAACGUGAUUGAUAAUGAUGACAGCAUUGAUGUAUAUAGGAAAAACAUAAACCAGUACACACUUUGAAAGCAAAAUAGUUGAAAAUUUUGGCCAUCCAACAAGGAUCAUAGAAUCGAUGAUUAUGCUCAUUAGAUUUCAAUCUUAGGUAAUGCUUCUCUUAGAAGCGGGGGGUAAUUUUGCAGUUCUAUGUAUGGUGUCUCUCUCUUUGUUUAGUAGCCCAUUUCAAGACGGUGUCAGACUCGACAUUGCUUUAUCAUGGUUUUCU
This is a messenger RNA of Juglans microcarpa x Juglans regia, 1896 nucleotides long. RefSeq names its product putative kinase-like protein TMKL1. The transcript is spliced from 2 exons. Gene Ontology annotation, biological process: protein phosphorylation. Bases 454 to 1530 code for a protein of 358 amino acids. Gene Ontology annotation, molecular function: protein kinase activity; ATP binding. NCBI's taxonomy places the organism in Eukaryota, Viridiplantae, Streptophyta, Magnoliopsida, Fagales, Juglandaceae. The record is from RefSeq and is a predicted model, not a curated record.